GGGAUUAAUAUCCGAGCCAUUUCGUACUCUUCUGUGUUUCGUACAUCUUUGUCUCAUCUUUACCUGUGAUUGGUUUUUUUCCCCCACCCCAUACGGCUCCUGACGUAUCCCCAGAAUCUGUGAAGCUGCCCUGAAAAACUGUUCCUGAAGACACCCGUGCUCCCGAGCCAGGGCGGCGGGACCCUCUCCCUGCCCACCCACGGCCUCAGCAGCCCUCAUGGCACAUCCCCUGGAUUCCGCAUCCCUCUGGAGCCGUGGCACGGACUCAGGGCUGCCGGGGCGAGGCCAGCCCACCCGCGUGCGGGAAGUGUGUCACACGUGGCGCUGCAGCCAGGCACGCACGCAGGAUGCGACAGGAAGGGAAAUACAAUCGAAUCUGACGGCUGUGGUAAAUUUGACUCGAAUUCUUCGUACGCCCUGGGGCUGAGGUGGGUGCCUCUCAGAUAAGCAAUCUAAUCAGCUUUGCAUUUGUGUCCCAUCUGGAAACAGAUUGUUGCCGGAGUACACCAGCACCUGAGAAGCAAGCUUCAGUUAAUUCGUUCAGCCGAGGCGAUUUCAUGCCAGAAUGCAGUCCUCAAACAAGGACGAUUGCACUGCCUAUGGCACGCAUAUGCAUGGUGCCUGCUCGGCAGAUCGGCUGCUACGACAAAGAGCCAUGAACCACCCCAGACAUAUGGGCAAGAUAAGGAAGAGGCUGGAGGAUAUCAAGAACCAGUCCCUGAAGUUGACAAAAGUGGAUUUCAGCCACAACGAAAGCAUAAGAUUGGCCACCGAUGCCUUCUUGGAUGGUGGGACAGACUCUUACCUCGAAACUCUAAGCAAAGAGGGUGAGGUGGAUUUCCUCUCCUCGGUGGAAGCUCAGUACAUCAAGGAUAACGCCCGGGAGUCUUAUUAUGCACAGGAGUCCCCAGGUGCCGAAGGGGCAGCCGCGCCGAAGCAGAACGACGGCGGGUCACUGCCUUCCGGGACCUACUUCCCCACCAUUUCUGACAGCAGCGAGCCGGCUCUGCUCCACACAUGGAUUACUGCAGAGAAGCCCUAUUUAAAGGAAAAAUCCACGGCCACCGUUUAUUUCCAAACAGAUAAGAACAGCAACAUUAGAGACAUCAUACGCCGGUACAUCCACAAGACCACUCAGGUGUUAGCCAUUGUGAUGGAUGUGUUCACAGACACUGAGAUUCUCUGUGACCUCCUGGAGGCAGCUAACAAGCGCAUGGUCUUUGUCUACCUGCUGCUCGAUCACAGCAGUGUAGAUCUCUUCUCGGAGAUGUGCGACAAGCUGCAGAUUUCUGAGGAUCUCUUCAAGAAUAUUUCAGUCCGCAGUGUUACUGGAGAAGUUUACUGUGCCAAGUCAGGCAGGAAAUUUUCAGGAAAAAUUCAAGAAAAAUUUCUUAUCUCUGACUGGAGAUAUGUGCUCUCAGGAUCUUACAGCUUCACGUGGCUGUGCGGCCAGGUUCACCGCAACCUCCUCUCCAAGUUCACGGGCCAGGUUGUGGAGCUGUUUGACGAGGAGUUCCGGCACCUGUACGCGCUGUCCAAGCCCGUGCGGGGCCCCAAGACGCCGCCGCGCAGCCUCCCCUUCCUGUUCAGCCGGAGCUGGGCCCCCCCGCGCAGCCUCCCCUGCAGCGAGGAGGGCAGCGCCAACACCCUCUCCGACUUCAGCAGCCUCUCAGCUGGGAGCCCCCACCAGAGCAGGCAGACCCCCAGAACGCUCAUGUUCAACAGCAACUUCAGCCCCCAGUCACCUCUCCAGCGAGUCAAUUCCUUCCACAGCUAUGUCUCGUUCACUCCCCCGCCUCCACAGAAGGCCAUCCAGCCUAACUACUAUCAGCCACACUACAUGGCCGAAAACGCCACAGUUCCCUAUAACAACGUGAACAUCUACAGACCUAUAAGGCUCAGGCAAGAGGAACCGAACAGGACAGGGUUAAGCUCAUCCUGGAGAUGCCUCCACAAAGCUAACCUGUUUGCAUAAUAACCACCUUGUUUGGAAAUCCAACUAAAUGUAGUGAGGACCUGUUUUGCAAUCACUUGUGUACUGAUGAAUAUAGAAAUUCUGUAUAAUACAAAUGAGGAUGAUUUCAAGCCUCUUGUUUUGCUGCUUAUGGAUGCUUCAUUUCCCUGAUUAAAAAGCCAAGGCUGCUAAUGUGUGAACCUCAGGUGCAUCAGGAUCCCAGGAAGAACACAUCUGAAUAGUGCUGCUCACAGUGCAACACUGCUGCUGUCUGUCACCUGCCCCUGGCGGCAUAUUUGUGUACCAGAAGGACAGUAACUGUUUUUCUUAUGUCCAGGCAACUGAAAGGGGGUAAUGCACAGUUUACUACUAUGCAUUUUAUGCACUUGAAUAAGGAGACUGAAGGCUGCUAUUUCUGUGGCAUACAGAGACAAAGCUGGCAGCAGCAGGAUACCUUUCUGCUCUCAUCAAACUUUAAUCUUGAUUUAUGGGGGACUGUCUUUGGGCUGGCAGGGAAGCACAGGUCCUGCCACAGCACUUAGAGUUCUCUCUGCUUGAGCUGCACAGCAAGGACUGCUGUUCCCAAGGAUUCUUAGGAAGGGGCCUGGUACCCUUGACACGGACUGAGACCGACAGUUCCGGCUGUGGAAGACACGUUCACCCCACGUUCAGUUCCACUCAUCAGCAACACGGGUGUGUCCCAGCACACCUGGUUACAAACCUCCAUCCUACCAGCUCAGGGCAACUUUUCCUUAUGCAGAGCAGCUGUGAAGGUUCAGACUGGAAAAUGAAGCUGAGUUAAAGAAGCAAAGUCCUACUAGUAACACAUCAGGACUGAGUUCCAAUUAAUUUAAUUGCACCUGGAUCGUUGAAAUCCUUUCUGUGGUCAUCUGGUUGAACGUGAAGUUAGAGAUACCACCGAGUUCUUCAUGGCCUCUAAUUUUUAAAAAUAAACUGGGUGUCUGUAGUGCCCAUGGACUGGAGUUACAAAGGGAGUUACAGAGGUUCAGCAGCUUGAACCAAACCAGAAAAACUGCCAAAUAACCCGUGAAAACUAAGGAAGCUUCUGUAAGCAAAAGUAAGAAAAUUCAUGAAACAAAGGAUUUCCAUCCAAAGUUACCAAGAUGCCUAACAGCUGCUGAUUUAUCAGUAGAUUUUUUUGUUCCACACCUGCUUUGUAUGGUUUUUCAUAUGCCUCCAACAGAAAACAGAACUCUAAACACGUUUGCUCUUCUGGCCUGUUUUCCCUGACUUCUCACCUGCUCAAAAAGGAAUACAAUUUAAUUAUGUAGACUGUGGAUGAUGAUAACUGUAUGCAGGUGAAGAAGGUUUCUCAUCCUUGGAAGUGCAAUCAUGUUGGCAUACCUAUAAAGUUUAAAGAACAUUAUGAAAGGUACAGGAUGCACACAUCCUGCUUUAGCUUCAGUAUGGGUGUUUUAUCCAAUAAUACCAAAUUUUGGAGUCCACAAUAAUAGUAACUAUUGCAUAUAAUUGUAAAUUCUGUACAUAGCAACAUUUUUUGGAUUCCUCCGGGAGAAGGGAAAUUUGAUUUUCAUUCCUAUGAUAAUUCUACUUAAUUAUCUGAAUAUAGCAACCAUUCAAAUAAAAGAGAAUACUUUUUUCUUCAUA
Haemorhous mexicanus (house finch) is the source of this 3583-nucleotide messenger RNA. It is a transcript of the gene SACK1A, whose product is annotated as family with sequence similarity 83 member A. The transcript is spliced from 6 exons. NCBI's taxonomy places the organism in Eukaryota, Metazoa, Chordata, Aves, Passeriformes, Fringillidae. The record is from RefSeq and is a predicted model, not a curated record. Gene Ontology annotation, biological process: epidermal growth factor receptor signaling pathway. Bases 566 to 1975 code for a protein of 469 amino acids.